UUGUUUUGCACAGAUUUUAAAGGAGAUGAUUUAGAAGAAAGUGGUGGCUUACCGACGAAAUGUAGCAUAUGUGAAAAGUCUUUCCGAGAUCCUGUCAUACUUAAUUGCCUUCACAUCUUUGAUCGGGAAUGCCUGGGGAAAUUUGAGAAAAACGACGGAAUAGUUUCGUUUAUAAAGUGCCCCAAAUGCGAAAACACCUCUGGAGGUUUAAAAACCCUUGAAUCUUACGACACAUCGAUUAUUGUCACCGGCGUUAGAGCUGGCGAAAAUUCGAUUGGUACUAAGAGCGUUCUUUGUUCAGUUUGCACUGAGGGAGGUGAAGCUCUUUAUAAAUGCAUUCAAUGUGCCGGACCUUUGUGCGAAAGGUGCCGGGAUAUUCAUAAGGUGAUGAAGGUAUUCUCGACGCACGAGGUUCUUGAUUUAACGAAUGAAGAGCGAUGCGAUCCAAAGGUACUUUAUAGAAAUAUGAAAAAUUCGAAGCCCGUUAUUUGCCCUUGUCAUGAUGACGUACCUUACUCUUUGUUUUGCAUGCAGUGCCAUGUUCCCCUUUGCAUUGAAUGCCUUGAGUCCGAUCACAGGAAUCAUAUCACCGCGCCAAUUGAUACAGUUGCUCAUCAUCUAGAUCCAUUGCUUUCCAGCAUAAUUGCAAUUUGUAAAAAGAAACAAAGUUCUCUUCAUGAUGUAUCACAAGCCCUUCACAACUCACUUUCAGAGUUGAGCUCUUCUAGGGACAAUACUAAAAACCAGGUAGAAAAUCUUUGCAAUGCCUGGAAAACUGCAAUUGAUGCCGUAAGGGAAGAUUACUUACGCAGAAACAGGGAUAUACAUGAUGAUAUUGAAAUGAAGAUAUGGUGUCGCGUAAAUCAUAUUAGCAAAAAUAUUGAUCACAUUGAUUUUGCAACUGAAUUCUCGAAUUCCUACCUCAGAAAAUGCUCAAAUUUGGAAAUGAGUAGACUCGCAAAAGUAGUUUUAGCUUGCUUUAAUUCUUUGAGCAAAAUUAACUUUUCUCCGGACAUACCCUCGCGGGUGCUGUUUACUGAGCCUUCGAUUUGCAUUUCUGAUAUUAUACGCAUGAAUUUCGGUACAUUUAGCCAUCCUAAUCUGGAUAAUGGCAAUUCCCAUAUCGAGAAUGGUGCUGCAGGCUGCCUGCCUCACUCCAACUAUCUUCAAUCUACUAAUGAUGUUUCAGAGGAAUUGAAGUGUCUUAAUCUCAAACUCGACAAUGAUUUUGCCCAUGAAUUUCACAACCUCAAUACUCGCGUUGAUGGCAUCAAUAUUAGUCCUACAGGGAGCCACCAUUCGGGCCGUGCUGCAGUGGCAUUGGGCAAUGGCUCUAUUGAUCCGCUUCUAACUCGUCCUGAUGCCUUAGCGCUUGUAUCUGGGCCAACAACAUGGGACGAAUUGAGUUCUGGUCUUUCAUCCAUUGAUCCCUCAGCUUCCGGCCUGACUCCUGAUUUUCUAAGCUCUACUUUAUUGGCAAAUAAUUUUACUCAAUCAAACCACAUGGCAGGAACUCUUCACAGCUUGGAUGGAGAUGCUUUGUCUCAGAAGCCGAAGGUUUCGACCCAUAGUUCGGCACUUUACGAAUAUUCUCGGAUGCGUACGGCUAGGUGUUCUCAGAUGAAUUUAAUCACUAAAUGGGGAUCACAAGGUAGUGAGCUCGGAAAACUAAAUGCUCCUCACGGCUUUUGCCUUGGCUUUGAUGAAGAAAUCGUUGUUGCAGACACCUAUAACCACCGUAUACAGAUAUUUACUAAACGUGGUGAUUUCGUUUGUUGCUUCGGUGUUUCCGGGCGAAGCGACGGACUUUUGUGGUACCCUCGGAAAGUGGCUAUUAUUCGUCAAAGUCAGCGUUAUGUUGUCUGUGAUAGGGGUAGUGAAAGAUCUCGUAUGCAGCUAUUCAGCAGAAGUGGUCAUUUUGUAAGAAGAAUCCCUAUUCGAUACAUCGAUAUUGUGGCUGGAUUAGCUAUUAAUCAGCAUGGACAUAUCGUCGCCAUCGAUAGUGUAUCACCUUCAGUAUUUGUCGUUUCGGAAGAGGGUGAUCUAAUUCGAUGGUUCGAUUGCAGUAAUCAUAUGCGCGAACCAUCUGAUGUUGCGAUUCACGGUCGCGAGUAUUAUAUAUGUGAUUUUAAGGCCCAUUGCGUCAUCGUGUUCCAAGAAGAUGGGACCUUCAUUCGUCGAAUCGGUGGUGAGACUUUGACUGAUUAUCCCAAUGGUAUUGAUGUUAGCGACCAUGGAGACGUUCUAGUUGGUGAUUCCCAUGGUAACCGAUUCCAUAUUGCUGUAUUUAGCCGUACUGGAGAACUUUUAAGUGAGUUUGUUUGCAACCAGACGAAGAUAAGUCGCUCUUGCUGCUUGAAAAUCACAACUGAAGGUUACGUUGUGACCCUUGCUCGUAGCUCAAAUACUGUUCUCGUGAUGGAUACACUUUACAUAUGCUGA
Messenger RNA from Protopolystoma xenopodis, 2442 nucleotides. NCBI's taxonomy places the organism in Eukaryota, Metazoa, Platyhelminthes, Monogenea, Polystomatidea, Polystomatidae. The record is from the annotation of a GenBank genome assembly.